AUGACGCCAGAGAAUGGCAAAGUAGCAGCGACUAUAGUAUUGCAUGUGUGCAACAAUAUGUAUGCAUUGUCCUUGAUAUUGGAUUACCCUGGUGUUGACUUAGAAGGGCUUAACCGCCAUAGAGUGACCCCAUUAGCAGCUCAAGUGAGGGCAGACCAUGUCGACAUGGUUGAGGAGCUCAUCCGGGCUGGCGCCAAAGUGGCACCCAACAACAACAACAACAACACGCCACUACACCUGGCAGUCGAGGAGGAACUCCGUUCGGUAGCUAGAGUGCUCCUCGAAUAUAAGGCAGACCCGCAUAAGAAGGCUUAUGAUGGGAUCACUCCCCUGGCUAUGGGCUCUUCAACAUUGGACCAACUCGACGAUGCAUUACUAUCGUAUAACGCUGAAGUGGAGGAGAUUCCCACUAGUUCAACCGAGUGGCAUGGUUUUGAAGAGCGGAUGGAGUACUUGAUAGGGAAGGUGCGUCGAUUGAAAAGGCAAGCUAUUGAGGCAGAGGCGGAGGUUCGCAGACGGCAGAGGGAGCAACGCGCCGCUGAUGGAAAGAGUACUGUUGUGCUCAUGCCCUGCCGGCAUAUGUGCGUGUGUACUCGCUGCAGUGAUCGGCUCGGUUCGGAGUGCCCGCUCUGCCGAGAUCAUAUCAAGGAACGCCUUAAAGUCUUCACCUGA
Molecule: messenger RNA, 672 nt
Organism: Perkinsus marinus ATCC 50983
Lineage: Eukaryota; Perkinsozoa; Perkinsida; Perkinsidae
Exons: 7
Coding region: 1-672 (223 amino acids)
Molecular function (GO): protein binding
Source: RefSeq, a predicted model, not a curated record